Messenger RNA from Colletotrichum truncatum, 2991 nucleotides. RefSeq names its product cytokinesis regulator. Gene Ontology annotation, cellular component: SIN/MEN two-component GAP complex; mitotic spindle pole body. Gene Ontology annotation, molecular function: GTPase activator activity. Lineage: Eukaryota; Fungi; Ascomycota; Sordariomycetes; Glomerellales; Glomerellaceae. Gene Ontology annotation, biological process: mitotic spindle orientation checkpoint signaling; regulation of Ras protein signal transduction. The record is from RefSeq and is a predicted model, not a curated record.
AUGGAACCUUUACGCCUAAAACCACGCCUGCCGGUGGCAGAGCCCGAUAUCGAGAACUGGGACGAUGACGACUUCCAAAUCGAAACCGAGGACCUCACCUUUCGGACCGCCUCUACCGCUACCAUUGCUGCCCCAGCACGACGCGACUCUGCGUCUUCUCACAUGUCUUUUCGCUCCGAACUCGAAUCAAUUCUUGACGAGGAAACUCAUGUGCAUGUCCCGGGUGACGAUGAGAAGUCGACAAUGGAUGCUAUUGCCGCAGCCACACAGGCCGGCAUCCCCAUACCCAAAAACGUACCUUCUUCUGCCCUAAUGGGUGGCACUAUUAAACGACUAGGUGGAAGGAAGAUCAAGAAGAUCAUUCAGGACGACUGGGAAGACGACUUGGUGCUGCCAGAAUCAAGUCAAGGCCUUCGGAUCAAACCUCAAGACAGCACCAAAUUCCCAGACAUGCUGAGGCAAGUCAGUGGAGGCUCUAACCAAACCAGCCCUACGAAGCCCAUGAAGACCCCCCCAACCUUUUCACAAUUAGACCGGAGAGAGUCGUUAGACCGGAGGCAGUCAACGGAAUCGAGGACGAGCACGCUAUCAGCGGCCAUUACCCUUGAUAAGUUCCGUGACAAUGAUGACGACGACGACGACUUUUUCGGCGAUGGAUCGGAGACUAUCAAAGUGUCCAAGACCCGACCAUCUAAACCUAUUUCACUUAUUACCCCUCCAACGCCUUCAAAGAACGAAAAGCCACUAGAUGAGGAUUUCGAAAAUGACUUCGAAUUGCCUUUAGAUGGCAAGUUGAGGCUCUCAACUCGCAAGGACAUCCCGAAAACUCCAGCACCAUUUGCUGAUGACCUCGACUGGGGUGAGGGAAGCCUUGGUACCCGCUUUGGAGGCACUCGCAGAGACGCUCGUUCUAAUAGAAGCUCAUCUGUCUCAGCGAUGAGCCCCAGUGUCUCGAGCUCAUUCACCUUUGAGAGCGAGGAUGAGAAUUUUGAUGGCCUUGUGCUUCCAAGUGGCCCCGUCAACUUUGAAGAAAGGCUACAGAGGAGGAAACUGAGUCGUUCGCCCGUCCGACCCGUGGAGGAAGAACCCCCCAAUCUUAAGACACCCAAGGCUGAAGCGGAGACUGAAGACUUGCUGGAUGGUCUUGACGUUGGCGACGGCGACGUGUUCAACCCUGGCAAGCUCACACUUCAUCGCAACAUCCGCUUGAAUGAGAAUCGACCUCCUAGCCCCGCGCGCCCCAAAACGGCGGUCUCUCUCACAUUCUCAAACAAGCCUACACCGUCACGCCUGCCACGUCCAAGUCAUGAGAGGACAAUGUCUGCAUUGGAGCCUGUCUCUGAAAGUGGCGGGCCCAUCUUCUCCCGCUCGCGGAGGUCUCAGUCGCGCAUGGGUCAUCAAUCCCAAUCCUCUGUUACCAGUGUCCACAGCAUGCCAACCCCUACAACACCUUCUCCAGCCAACCCUCUACUACCCGCUACUCCACGGAGAAGGGAGCUGGGCUCCAAAGCAUCCGCCACAUCACUGCGGAAUGAGCCUACAACUACAAGCUCACAGCUGCUGAGAUUUAAACGAUCUCUGCCGGCAAUGAAGGCAUCUCAUUCGCCCGCCAAGGGAGCCGGAUCCCGCUAUGAGAGACCGCCUUCAAGGACCGAGAGUAACCGCCAACAAUCGGGGGUGCGACCGAAAACACCGGUCGAGAGGACCCGCCCUGCCAUGGUGGAAAGCCAUGCUGCACAGCAACGACGGCCUUUCCUCCCUGCUGGGGCUUCACAAUCCCAGUCGCAACACGUGACCGCUAAAACUUCUCGCACCUUUCGGCGUCAUGAUUCCGAGAAUGCUCUGGACCUGCGGCCAACCUCGAGAGCAUUCUCGAGAUCAACGAUGCGAUCGCCCAGCCCCAAGAGGCUCAAUCGGCAUUCGGAUCAUUUUACUCCCGAUGGCUUCUCCAGUCUGUCUUUCCGUAACAUGACCAAGCCGCACCGAAGCCGAAAUUUCGGUGAUGGUCACGAACUGGACGGCUUUGACGACCUGCCUACCUCAGCACAAUCUGAGGCGAAAUUCAUUCGACAACCUGCCAAGGCGCCGCUUCGCAACAAGAUCUACCAGAAUGUGCAGGCGGACCGGACUACCACGCCAUCCCCGGCACCGUACUCGUCCCCUGCAAAGUCUGAUUACACGCCCCAUUUCGCCCGUGAUACCCAGGCUAGCCGAAUUGCACGGGAGACCUCGCUUGCUCAACGAACUCCAUCAGGCCCACUGGCGCCUCUCACCUCGUCACGCGUCUCGCAGCUAUCGUCGAGGAACAAUUUCACCCCCGGCAUGCCGCAAGCCUCGGUACGGUCCAAGAAGAAGAGGAACCCUCCUCAAUUGAAACCUCAUCUUAUAUCGAACAUGAAUAAAGAAAAGACGCCACAGCAUCUCCAGGGCAUGUUUUAUAACCCCGAAACAUUUCGUUGGGAAGGCAACGAAAAUGUAUUGAACGCGUUCGACCCACCCGCUUCAUCACCAUCGACAGCAUCAGUGCCGCAGCACAUGAUGCGAGAUAAGGAGACUUCCACCCCCAGACCGGCUUUAAUUACGAACAUCAGCCAUACAAAGGGUGUGCAGGUUGUGGGGGGAAUGGUGUUCGACCCACAGAAUAUGUGCUGGCUGAAGCUCGGUCCACAGACAAAUUCAAAGUCCGAAGUUCCUGACCCCAUGGACGGCUUCAACGCCUUGGAUGAUGACGAAGAUGUCUUCAAGGACAUUCCCGAUCUUGAAGAUAACCAGGGCGAUUCCAAAGAGUCCGGCCGCGUUAGCGAAGUCAAGGACGAGUGGCUGGUCGGCGAAGAAUUUGACGUCGGACCAGAGUUCAUCCGAAGACAACGAGAAGAAGAAGACAGGUGGAGGAAGAAGUGCGAGAAGUGGCUCGGCGUUGGCGACCGAGAUCGCGAUGCCUGGCGGUGGGCGAUUCGCGACAUUCUCCUUUACCAGAGGGCUGCCCAGUAG